AUGCCUAGGAAGAGUGAUGUGGCGGCGAAGAUUGAGGAUGUUGGAAUCGAGAUCGAUGGGGACGUGAGUGACAGUGAGGAUGACACCAGUCGAAGGAGAGGGAACAGAAGACCGGCAGCUGGCAGAGGAGGAGCCCGCGGCAGGGGCAAAAAGCCAGCUGAUGAGGAUGAUGAGGACGAGGAGGAAGAGGAGGCCCCCAGAAACCGCAGAGGAGCCAAUAAGAAGAAAGGUGCUAAGUCACGUGACACCGACGAUGAAAGUGAGGAUGACACCCCCAAGAGAAGACAAGGAAGAGCAGCAAAUAAAGGAGCAGCAAACAAAAAGAAAGGAGGAAAGGCCCAGGACAGUGACGAGGACAGCGAGGAGGAGAAGGGGAACAAGAGAAACAAGAAGGGAGCCACGGGAAAGAAGGGGAAAGAAGAGGAGACCAAAGAUAAGAAAGGAGAUGCCAAAGGGAAGGGCAAAGGAAAGGAGAAGGAAGACGAGAAGGACAAGAAGAAGAAGAAGAAGAAAGAGAGCAGCUCAGACACAGACUCUAACACAGACUCAGAGGAAGAGUCCAUGUCAGAGGGAGAGAUGGAACGACUGAAGGAGGAGGUGGAGGAGAAGAAGAAGGUCAUAGCUAUUAUGAGGAACAAGCCCUGGCGAAUGAAGAGGAGGCUGGUACAUCUGAAAGAAUGUCAAGAAUUUGUGGAUAAAUUUGAAGGGGCUUUGGGAAAAGGAAAAGGCAGGAAGUUUUAUGCCUAUAAAGUCAUGAUGACGAAGAAAUGGAUCAAAUUCCAAAGAGAUUUUGAAAAUUUCAAAACGACUUGCAUACCAUGGGAACGAAAGAUAAAAGAGGUUGAAAGUCACUUUGGGUCCUCAGUUGCUUCCUACUUCAUCUUCCUGCGCUGGAUGUAUGGCAUGAACAUGGUCCUCUUUGGCUUAACCUUCGGACUGGUUGUGAUCCCAGAGGUUCUGAUGGGACUUCCGUAUGGAUCCAUUCCCAGAAAGACAGUGCCCAGAGCUGAGCAGCCCACUGCUCAAGACUACUCUGUCCUCAUGGACUUCAACGGAUAUUGCAAAUACUCAGUCCUCUUCUAUGGUUACUACAACAACCAGAGGACCAUUGGGCUGCUGAAGUUCCGCCUCCCGCUGUCUUACCUCAUGGUAGGAGUGGGGACUUUUGGCUACAGCCUGAUGGUGGUGAUACGAACAAUGGCUAAGAAUGCUGACGUGGGGGGAGGGGACGGAGAUGACGGGGAGUUCACCUUUGCCUGGAAGAUGUUCACCAGCUGGGAUUACCUCAUCGGCAACGCCGAGACGGCUGACAACAAGUACGCCUCCAUCACCACCAGCUUCAAGGAGUCCAUCGUGGAUGAGCAGGAGAACCAAAAGGAUGAGAACAUCCACCUGAGGAGGUUCCUGCGUGUGCUGGCCAACUUCAUGAUCAUCUGCUGCCUGGGAGGAAGUGGCUACCUCAUCUUCUUUGUGGUGAAAAGGUCCCAGGAAUUUGCCAACAGGGACGACCUGAGCUGGUACGAGAAAAACGAGUUGGAGCUCAUCAUGUCCCUGUUGGGCCUGGUGUGUCCUCCCCUGUUUGAGACCAUUGCUGAGCUGGAGGAGUACCACCCCCGGAUCGCCCUCAAAUGGCAGCUGGGGCGCAUCUUUGCCCUCUUUUUGGGAAACCUCUACACUUUCCUGUUUGCCCUGUUUGAUGAGGUCAACAACAAGCUUGAGGAGGAGGUGUCCAUUAGGAAUGCGUCCAUCUGGGCCCAGAAGGAAUACUACGCUAACUUCACCCUCUACAACAAUGACACGGACACCACCCCACCCCCCAUGGACCCCUCUGAUGUCAUCAGGGGGCCAUGCUGGGAGACCGCCGUCGGCAUAGAGUUUGUGAAGCUGACCGUUUCAGACAUCCAGGUGACCUACCUGACCAUCCUGAUUGGUGACUUUGCGCGGGCUGUCAUUGUCAGGUUCCUCAACUACUGCUGGUGCUGGGACCUCGAAGCCACAUAUCCAUCGUAUGGAGAGUUUGACAUCAGUGGCAACGUUCUUGGUCUGGUCUUCAACCAAGGAAUGAUCUGGACUGAGGGUGCAUUCUAUGCUCCAGGGCUGGUAGAUAACGUCCUGCGUCUCCUCUCCUCCAUGUACUACCAGUGCUGGGCCGUAAUGGCCACUAACGUGCCCCAUGAGAGGGUCUUCAAAGCCUCCAAAUCCAACAACUUCUACAUGGGCCUCUCCUCUCUCCUCUUUCUCAGUCUACUGCCUGUGGUCUACACCAUCAUGACUUUGCCACCCUCCUUUGACUGUGGGCCAUUCAGUGGGAAGGCCAAGAUGUUUGAUGUCAUCAUGGAGACGAUAGACCUGGACCUGCCUGCCUCUGGAACACUGAUGGGCUAUGCAGCCAACCCUGGCCUCAUUAUACCAGCUGUGCUACUGAUGGUACUGGCUAUCUACUAUUUGAACUCGGUAUCUGAGGCGUACCAACAUGCCAACGCGGAGCUGAAGAAGAAGAUGCAGAUGGCAAGAGAUGAGGAGAAGAACAGGAGGAACAACACUGAAAGCACAGACCAGGUCAUGAAGGACCUGGAGGACCUGCUCCCCAACCGCUCUCUCUUGCCCCCAGCUCCCCCACCAGAGACAGGUGCAGACAAUAAAGCAGACCAAGGUGGAAAGUCUACAAAGGUGAGGCCAGGAACUGCAGGCAAGGAUGUGAACCUGCAGAAAGACGUGUCCCUGUCAUCACCAAAUCCCAACGCUCGAGGCGCAGUGACCCGCCCACCGGGUCCCCGGGGGCCUGGACCUCUGCCUGGAAAUGGUCAGCAGGGGCCAGGAGGGGGACCAGGGCGAGGACGGGGGAGAGGACAGCCACCUCCAAGACGCUAGCACCCAGAAGAAAAAUAAAAGUCAAGAUUUUUUAUAAAUCUAACAAUUGUUUAACUAAAGAAUUUGCAAAUGUAUUGAAUUGUACAAGAAAGUGUUGGAUUUGAGCUACUAAUUGCUUAAGAACAAAUUCACAUUUUGGAUUAGGUUGGGGACUGUACACUGAGUGUACAAAACAUGAAGGACACUUGCUCUUUCAAUGACAUAGACUG
This is a messenger RNA of Salvelinus sp. IW2-2015, 3080 nucleotides long. The record is from RefSeq and is a predicted model, not a curated record. Lineage: Eukaryota; Metazoa; Chordata; Actinopteri; Salmoniformes; Salmonidae.